GGCAUAUUGUUGACAGAAACUUGGUAGGCUAAACAAAGUAGUAGGCCUACUUAUUUUCACGCGCUGCAAGAAGUCUGCAGGCAGCAGACGGGUUGAUCCAGCCCUAGAAACCCUGCUCAGAGCUGUUCUCUAGCUCUGACCCUGCUUUGCUCUGAUAAAGUGUCUAGAACUUCUAUCUCUGAAGCUGGACAUGGUUUGUUGCUGACCACGCCCAAUAGCCACACACUGUUGGACCGCUGGCGUGUUGAAACAAGCGUAGCCUAGAAUCAUGUUUGCUUGGGCACUGUAGCUUUUCAGGACUCCAUUAUUAUCAUUCUACUCUUUGGCUAAAUCACAUUUCCGCCGUGAACUAACCUAUUUGGGAAGAUGUCGCAAACUAUUAAGAAGAUUUCAGUUACCUACGAUGCCAUCAACUCCAGCAACACCUUCACAUGUGGGGACAUCGCCAAUGGACGGGUUGUCGUCGAAGUAGCGAAGGAGGCAAAGAUUGACUCGUUGACGAUUAAAUUCAAAGGAAAGGCGCGCGUGUUUUGGACUGAGCGUCAUGGCAAAACGACGCACACAUAUUUUGACAAAGAGAAAUACUUCGACACGAAGUUAUACUUCAUACGGGAAGCCAGAGGCAACGAUGACAGGAGCCCGCUACUAACAAAUGAAAGUGGACAGCCAUAUUGUAAUGUUGUCGCCCCAGGGACUCACACAUAUCCAUUUUCAUUUCAGUUCCCACAACAGAACCUUCCAGCACCCGUUCAAGGAACAGCUGGAUGGAUUGCCUACCUCUUGGAGGCCAAACUGAGCAGGUCUAUGCGACUCUCCAGCAAAGCUAAGGCAGAGAUUCCCUAUAUACCGAGGCCAGACCUGACCAUUCCUGAUCUAAUGGUGCCUCAACACGGGUCGAAAGACAAACGUAUGAAGGUGUUUACCUCAGGCAAUGUAUCCUUCAGCAUUCACACGGAGAGAAUGGGCUACUAUAUGGGAGAACGAAUUAAAGUCGUGGCCGAAGUCCAGAACAACUCAUCGCGUGAGCUCAAGCUGAAGUAUUGCCUUUACGAGAAGAUCAGCUUCUUUGCCAGACAUAAAAGGAGGUUGAACUUAAUAGAUAUCGUUAAAGAGGAAGGAGAGUCCAUUGCUCAGUCCACACGUCAAACCGUUACCAAGCUGAUCACCAUCCCACAACAAGGCCUCAACGUGUCUGUCCUCGACUGCAGGAUCGUAAAGGUGGAACACAGGCUCAAGGUCUACCUGGACGUUCCCUACGCCUCAGACCCAGAGAUCAAAUUUCCCAUUGUCAUCCUCCCCGUGCCGCCAGCCAGUGGGCACGCCGCACCUCCACCUGCAUACUCCAGCGAUUUUGGGGCCUGGAACACUUCCGGCUCGCCCAUGGCCCCACCAGCAUGGAAUAGUGGAGCACCCUACUCGGCGCCUCAACCAGCAUGGAACAGUGUGCCUCCCAGUACCCCUCCUCCACCACCAUGGGAUAGUGGUGCCACCCCAAAUGCCCCUCCACCAGCCUGGAGUAGUGCUCCCCCAUCAGCGCCCCCUCCUUCCUACGACUCCUAUGCACUCUAUCCUCCCUUGCCCAAAUCCUAAAUCAGUCAUUCCUUGUGCAGCCUGAGGAUUUUUUAAACUAAAUAACAUUUUUUUAACUAAAUAACAUUUCUGUCAGAUCCACUCUAGUCAAAAAUGAGACGGGAAACAGAGAUAAAUUUCUUAAGCUUUAUUUCUGAAUGCAUACAUUUGUGUUUGGGGGUAUGGCUCUGUUCGGAGGAAGUUCCCCGGCUUCUCCAUGAGCUCCAUGGAAGCCAAUACAGGGAACAGCAGCAUCCUCAGGUGGUGUGCCUUCCAUUUAGCUGGAAAGGCAAAAUACCCCCUAGAACAGAGCAAGCAACAACAACAACAUGACAUUGUUUGACAACGAUUAGUCUGGUGGAGCAGGGGAGGUGGUGGGAGCAAAACAAGCAACAAAAAGCAAUGACAGGAAAACAAAUUCGGUAGUUUAAAUAAAGCGCGCCAUAUGUCAGCAUCCAAUUGCGAGCUGCAGCUGAUUAACCAAAGCGCAGCUGAUUAGUGGAGAGUUGUAUGGGUUGGGUCGGCGUCAGCCAAUAGGCAAAAGGGCGCGUUGACUAUGUGGUCUGCCAGAACUAACGCAGAUUGCUCGAUUUUUUUCUUGAGCACAUGGAGCACAGGGUUUUUUGGGGGGGACUGAAGUCAGGAAAUCAGACUCCUUAGGCUUUCAAAGACAAAUACAACAACCAUGUGUUGAUUUCAUGUACAGGAUGUGCAGGCUGCGUGUGGGGUGCUUUGUACGGUAAUUCAUACAAGCAGAAAAGAAACCAUUAUAGCGCCGAUUUAUCUAUAGAUCUAUAAUGUUGAUAAUAUUAUGAACUUUCUGCUGGAUUGAAUUACAAUGUUACUCUUGCAUGGAGGCAUGCAGCACAUAAAAUCAAUGUGUUAUAUUUGUCUUAGAAAUAAGGCCUUAAUCAUGAUCAUCAGCUAGAGACCAGUGGAUUUUCUUCAAAAAGGAGUAUGUGAUCAUCGAUGGAUGAUGUUGGGAGAGGGCUAUUUCAGCGGAGACUCUUGCUACUGUAGGCCCUUUUUUUAAGGAGUUGACAGAUGCAGGAAAGGCGACAUCCUUCCUGACUUAUUUCUUUGGGAAAAUCCACCAACUUUCCAUGGACAAAAUCUACCUGGACAGCCUAUAUACCUCAGUACUAAGUACAAAUCAUUGCUUUCACAUGUGCAACACCUCAGAACUGACACAAACAGUCCCUCCCAAAUGUUUUGUCGCUUAUCCAUGUUGUUGGAACAUCAGCUAAUGACCUGACUUUUCAAGUAAGUAAUCAAUUGGCUUCAGAGGUCACCGAUAUGAAAAGUACAACCUGUCAACUGAAGUUUUAUGUAAAAAAAGUGUUGCACUGAAGAAAGAUUAAUCGUCUCAUUAACAUAGAAAUGGCAAGACAAAUGUUUUGUCGCCUACAAAAAAAUGUGUUUUAUUUCUUUAGUUUUCUGUCAUAAAAAAGCUCAACUGUA
Engraulis encrasicolus (European anchovy) is the source of this 3030-nucleotide messenger RNA. Its product is annotated as arrestin domain-containing protein 3-like. Gene Ontology annotation, biological process: protein transport. NCBI's taxonomy places the organism in Eukaryota, Metazoa, Chordata, Actinopteri, Clupeiformes, Engraulidae. Gene Ontology annotation, cellular component: plasma membrane; cytoplasm. The transcript has 7 exons. Bases 367 to 1590 code for a protein of 407 amino acids. The record is from RefSeq and is a predicted model, not a curated record.